Lepus europaeus (European hare) is the source of this 4245-nucleotide messenger RNA. It is a transcript of the gene PROB1, whose product is annotated as proline rich basic protein 1. Lineage: Eukaryota; Metazoa; Chordata; Mammalia; Lagomorpha; Leporidae. The coding region runs from base 1 to 3027 and encodes 1008 amino acids. The transcript has a single exon. The record is from RefSeq and is a predicted model, not a curated record. Gene Ontology annotation, cellular component: nucleoplasm.
AUGCUGACCGCGCUCGCGCUGCCAGCCCUGCCCCGGCUCCGGCCGCGGCUUCCCGCCCCUGCGCGGCGCCAGGACUCCUCGGGUUCGUCCAGCUCCUACCACACGGCCCCGGGUUCUCCAGAGCCCCCGGACUCAGGACCGGACGCAGAAGGCCGGGCGAGCUGGCCCUGGGUGGCCCCUGGGCAGGGGGCGGGCGCGCAGCCUCGCCUGUCCGUCAGCGCCCAGAAUAGCCGCCAGCAGCCCUGGGCCGGCUCGGGUUUCCCGCGAGGCCCGGGCUCCGGCCCGCGGCCACCCCAGCCCCAGCUGCGCAUGCUGCCGUCGGGGGAGAUGGAAGUCAUCUUCAGCACCGGACCCCUGUUUGGCCGUUCGGACGGGGAGGAUCGUGAGGUGCAACAGCUUACGGCCCCCGCUUGCAGCAACCUCUCGCCGCCGCGGCCAUCGCCUCCCGUCCUGGCCUCCCCACAGCCGCAGGCCCCCGACGGUGCCGCCCGCUGGGCCACCUACCUGGAACUGCAACCCCGUGGGCCGAGUCCUGCCUCCUCGGCGCAGUUCGAGUGCGUGGAGGUGGCACUGGAAGAGCGUACAGCGCCCGUCAGGAAUCGGACGGUGCCCAAGCGUCAGAUCGAGCUGCGCGCCCGGCCCCGGAGUCCCCCGCAGGCGACCGGCGCCCCGCGCCCUCGGCUGCUCCUGCGCACCGGCUCCCUGGAUGAGUCUCUGGGCCGCCUGCAGGCAGCUGCAAGCCUCGUGCAGACGGCGCUGGCCAGAAAACUGAGCCCCGCGGCCCCGGCCCCGGCCCCGCGCAGCGCCACCUUUGGGCCCACAGUGCGCCCAGAACCUGCUGCUCGAGAAACGGUCCGCAGCAGUCGCGUGGUCCCGGAGGAGGCCAGGUCUCGGCCGCCCCGCGCACAGGACAGUUCGGCUGCCGCCAGAGCCCCACGGCCUUGGCCCAGUCUCCGCGAACGCGCGAUUAGGCGCGACAAGCCCGCGCCCGGGACCGAGCCGCUCGGCCCCGUUAGUUCCAGCAUCUUCCUGCAGUCGGAGGAGAAGAGCCAAGAGGUUCGCAACCAGGGGCCCAAGACUCGGUUCUCCCAGGGGACUCCGGGUCAGACCGUCCCAAGGGCACGGAGUCCGCCUUUCGAGUCCAGGGCCCCCUGGGAGGUUCCGAGCAGGGCUGUGAGGCCCAGAAGCCCCUCCCCUCCGUGGCAGGCUCCAAAUGGGGCGGUGCGGGGUCCUCGCUGCCGGUCCCCCCAGAGCCUGUCCGCGCGGGAUCACACUGUUCGCAGGGUGAGUAGCCCGUCGUUCCCCGAAGCAUCCUCUGCGGCGGAAAACCGGGAUCCAGCAGUCGAGGAAACGGUGAGCAGGAGGAACCUUAGCCCUCCGGCCCCUUCCCCGCUCAGUCAGGGGGGUGCCAGAGCACGGAGCCCGUCCCCCGAAGCGCCUUUCCCUUGGGAAGCUGCACAUCCAGCCAUCGGGGACGCCCUGGAGCGGGGUAGGAGCCCGUCCCCGUCGGCCUCAUGCCCACGGGGGGCUCCGGAUCGUCCUGCUGGAACGUGGAGCCCGUCACCCCAAGAAAUAUGGGAUCCCGCAGGGCGAGGCUCCCCCGCAGGAUUUGCACGCGGAGCUCUGAAUGGUGAAGCUCGUGAGGAGGCCGCGCCGCACACGCCAUCCGCACCCGGGACUCCAGAACCACCAGACGCGCAGAGUCGGUCCACGCGGGAGAUUCCGGAUCUUGACUUCCCAGGCUGUCAGCUGUCGCCAGAGGUGGCUGCAUUCGAACUGUCCCGCGGUCACCUCGUGGGCACCCCGGACGCCGCCGCGCGCCCAGAAGCUUCGAGUCCUGGAGAAGCAGCCUUGGAGCGACCGCGCGUGACCAUUCCGCGGCCCCGGGACGUGCGCAAGAUAGUGAAGACUACGUACGCGCCCAGCUUCCCCGCGGCGGGCCCAGCCUCAGCGCCACCUGCUCCUCCCGCCGGACCCUGCUCGGAGGAGGGCGCCGCACCGCAGACGCACGAGCUCCAGGCGCUGGGGGCCUCCGCCCCGGCUCACUACACUUCGGUUUUUCUCAAGGACUUUCUGCCAGUCGUGCCGCACCCCUAUGAGCCCCCAGAGCUGCCCCUCGACACGGUCCCCCGCGAAGCCCCGCAGCCCAACGGGGCCCCGCGGCGGCGGGCGGAAAACAGCACGGCGAAACCCUUCGCGCGCACCGAGAUCCGCCUGCCUGGCGCUCUGGCCUUGGGCCGUCGGCCGGAGGGAACCUCGGCGGUGCGAGUGCGCGGUCCCGACGGACAGAGCCGGGGCGUCGAGGCCCAGCGCCUCGUCCCCGACGGCGGGGGUCGGACCAGCCCUCCAGCGGGCGUUCGCACCUCACCCCCGCGGUCCCCUGUGGGGCCCUGCCUCGACUCCCCUCAGGGGCACCCCAACUCCAGUCCUGGGGCGGCGCCGCCGGCGGACCCCGAACCCGCGGCCGCUGCCCCGGCGCCGCCCCCGCCCGAGGCGCGGGCUCCGGCCGGAAGGACGGCCCCGCGCCAGCCCCGCGCCGCCUCCGCGCCGCCCACGGACCGCUCCCUGCAGUGCGCCUCUCAGGCGAUGCGCAAGCUCCCGGCGGCAGCGCAGCCGGGCAAGGUCCUGGUGGACCCGGAGAGCGGUCGCUACUACGUCGUGGAGGCUCCGCGGCAGCCGAGGCUGCGGCUGCUCUUCGACCCCGAGAGCGGGCAGUACGUGGAGGUGCUGCUGCCGCCGUCGUCGCCGGCGCCGCCCCGCCACGUCUAUGCCCCGAUGGCCCUGGGACCCGGCUUCUAUCCGCCCGCCUACGGGCCUAUCCCCGGCUUCUCGCUGCCGCCGUCCCCCGGCCCGCCAGCCCUCAGCAGCCCCCAGCUUCCCUGGGCCUCGGAGCCCGGACUCCUGGACGGGCUAUACCACCUGGCGCCGAGCGGGACCCCCAGCCCCGCCGCGCCGCUGCUCCUCUGCGCCCCGCCCCCCAGCUCGGGGCCAGCCCAGCUAGGCAAGGGCACCUUGUUCCCGUUGUGAAGCCCACGGGGCUGCCGCCCGCAGACGGCCUUGGGCGCUCUGGAGUCCUAAGCCCUGCCCCACCAGACCUCAGACCGGAAGUGGCCUUCAGAGGGGGUAUCCAAGACCCCUGGGCUGAUGGAGCUCGGGAGUGGCUGUCUACUCCUCCCCUCCCCUGCCCUUUCCCAGGCGUUCCCAGGGCGUGGUGUGUUUGUGUAUGUGUGUAUGCAGGCAAGCAAAUACUUAACAAGCGAAGGGUCUUAGGAGCCGACUGGAGGAGGUACCGGGCCUCCCCUGGCGCAGCAGGGCACAAGGCUGCUCCCAGAGAUGGCGAGCUGUCUCCCUGCAGGCGCGCCCAAGCGGAGACAGAGCAGGCCUCGGGCACUGCGGCCCAGGGGAAGGUCUCUGGCUAGCAUCUCUUCUUCCCAAGAGGAGCUGAGCUUUGACUUGGGAAGCAACCGGGAGAAGCGGCCAGUGCAAGCCCCCAGGCAGGCGGGGUCUGAGAAAGGAGCCAGGCAGAUGGCAGGUGGAGAUGGAGUGAGGAAGUAACAGGGAAGGGCUGUGGAGCUGGAAUGUGGGGUGGGAGGACUGGGGAUGAGGUGGGCCUAGGGGCUGUGCCUCCAGCUGGCAGCCCCACUCAGCCAGCCCAAAGCCAGGCUGGCUCCUCCUGGGGCCAAGGGUGGGGGCUUCCGCCAUUCUCCCCCAGGUAGGGGCUGGUGAAAUGAGUCAGCAGGAAGGACUUAGAAGAGGGAGGGAGGUUGGGCUGUUGUCCCGAGGGGCCUCUGACCCCUCUAGGUGCUGGGGUCUCAGCUGGUGAUACGGCAGUGAUGCCCGGAGAGGCCAAUCCCGCAGGCUGAUCACAGCACGGGAAGGGACAUGACCCAGCGUCCAGGCUCCAGUUGCCCUGAGAGCCCAAGAGCCGGAGGGGGGAGGUGGUCAGUGUGCAGUUCUCAGCCUGCAGUGGCUGGGUCUUGCUGGACUGGUAUGUGACAUGAGGAGGCCGGGAAGGGCCAGUGUCAGGGAGGGGGGUGCAUGGUUCUCGUUCCAGGCCUGCAGGGGGUGGUGCCUUGGAGUCCUUGUCCCUCUGCCCUGGAUUGGAGAUUGACCAGGACAGUGGUGAUUCCUAAUCCCUUCUUGUCCAGAGACUCUGGACCUGAUGGUAUGAAGGGCCCUUGGCUACCCCUGGGCACCUCACCCUCAUCCUGUUGUGCAAUAAAUUGCUGACCCACGGAGCCACGA